AUGGACGCGGCGGAGUGGUACAAAGAACUCCCUGUCAUCACAAGGGGCUACGUCUCCCUCUGUGUUGCGACCACAGCGGCAUGUGCCCUCGAGGUCAUCACCCCCUUCAACAUAUACUACAACACACGGCUCAUAUACCAGAAUCAUGAGUACUGGAGGCUGGUCACCAACUUUUUCUACUACGGCAAUCUGAGCUUGGAUUUCUUCUUCCACAUGUUCUUCCUGACCAAGUACAGCAAGUCCCUGGAGGAGGACUCGUUCCGCCGGCGCUCUGCCGACUUCCUCUGGAUGCUGCUCUUCGGCGCCGGCGUCCUGGUCACAGUGGCCCCCUUGGUCAACCUCCAGUUCUUGGGCUCCAGCCUCACCUUCAUGAUGGUGUAUGUUUGGGGCCGGCGCCACCAGUACGUCCAGCUGAGCAUGAUGGGCCUGUUCAACUUCACGGCGCCCUACCUGCCCUGGGUGCUGCUGGCAUUCUCCGUGAUGCUGGGCAACUCGCCGCUGGUGGACCUGCUGGGCAUGAUGGCAGGGCACGCCUACUACUUCCUGGAGGACGUGUACCCUCGGAUGUCCGGCGGACGGCGGCCACUUCGCACGCCAGGGAUCCUGCGUGCCCUGUUCCCUGCCAACCAGGUCAUCCCUGCUGCAGCGGUGCAACAGCCUCCAGCUGCGGCCGGACCAGAGGGCUAG
Auxenochlorella protothecoides is the source of this 687-nucleotide messenger RNA. Its product is annotated as Derlin-2.1. Gene Ontology annotation, molecular function: ubiquitin-specific protease binding; misfolded protein binding. Gene Ontology annotation, biological process: endoplasmic reticulum unfolded protein response. Lineage: Eukaryota; Viridiplantae; Chlorophyta; Trebouxiophyceae; Chlorellales; Chlorellaceae. The transcript is spliced from 4 exons. Gene Ontology annotation, cellular component: Hrd1p ubiquitin ligase ERAD-L complex; endoplasmic reticulum membrane. The record is from RefSeq and is a predicted model, not a curated record. Bases 1 to 687 code for a protein of 228 amino acids.